ACAGAAUCCAAAUAUCCACGGCUACCACGACACUUCUACAAAUCGAACCCAUCGCCCACCCCCUUUGGCCAACAGGAAUUCCAUCAAUCACAGUCGCACUCAACUAUUUGCUUCGGUCCAUCGCUCCAUCUCCCUACAAACUAUUCCACAGGUCAACAAAAAAGUAAUUCUGCAUCAAUCAACAUCAUCGUCAUAGGACGCCGUGCCUUCCUCUCCGCACUCCACUAUCAUACUACUACUUUCUAGUUAAAUAGUCGCUUGCGACAUCCAACCGUCAAAAUUUCGUCCAUCACUUCCUACUCGUCUCCCCUGACAACUGUCACCAUGCAGCCGAAAGCGCCAAAAACUGGAAACAAGACUCACCGUCGCUCACGCACAGGUUGCUUUACUUGCCGUCUUCGCCGGAAGAAGUGUGAUGAGGGAAAGCCUCUCUGCAAAGCGUGCAAGCACCUUGGCCUGAGCUGUGAAUACAAGCGUCCCAUCUGGUGGGGAAAUGUCGACCAGCGCAAGAGGCAGAAGGAGAAUAUCAAGAUGUUGAUCAAGAGGACAAAGUUGUCCGAGAAGGUCGCCCAGAUCUCACCAAUUAACACUAUUGCUCGAAGACGCUCGCUCUCAAUGGAGUCUGGUCUCUCGCUUGAGGAGGAGAUGGAGAAUUACAAUGAGCUCGUAAACCCGGAGAUCCACCACGGACACAUCCAUCACCCAUACCACCCCUUCCCCCCAUUUGAGGUCGAUAUCAUGACAGAGAAGCAAACCUAUGUGAACUCGUUCCCCAUGCCCAUGCGAAGAGCAUCUACCAGCACCGCUUCAUACACCAGUAGCCACCACAUGAGACGGGACUCGGCUGCCAACGUUAUGGUUCCAACAGAUGGGCUUGCCCAGUUCGAGGCUAUGAACGGUCACGUACACCACCACCCAGCUUCUUGCACCAGCACUGAGGAGAGUCUGCCAGCCACCGCCGACUUUGGCCUUUUCGACUACGGCUAUGGUCAGCCCGAGGCGCCAAUGCCCUACAUUCAGGUCGACGAGAGUGACAGGCAUCUCCUUAAUCACUUUGUAGAGAAUGUUCUUCCAAUAAUCUUCCCCAUCCUUGAUCUUAAUUUGGAUGCCAAGCGAGAUGUGAUUCUCCCUGCUUUGGCCUCUAACGAGUGUUACCGCCACUGCUGCUUGAGCAUCGCUGCUCUCCAUCUCAAGGUCACUCAAGGGCUUCAGAGCGAAUGGAUUGACCAGAGCAUCACACGCCACAGGUAUGCCACCAUUUCAGGGCUCUGUGAUGCGUUGGCACGGGAUCAGGACCAUCUACAAAUUCUUGAGGCGACUCUUGGGAUGGUGCUCUUCCAGUGCUCUGUUGGUUCCCCUGACGACAACCUCCCGGACAUCCCAUGGCACCAACACUUCCAGGCUGUUACGAGCCUUGUCAACAAGAUGAAUCUCACCCAAUACCUCCAACACAUUUCUCAGAACAACCACUCGCCCCCAUCGGUUAACAUGACUCUCACUGCAUGGAUUGAUAUCCUUGGUGCGACCAUGCUUGGCCGUGCGCCCCAGUUCGCAGACACCUACCGUGAAAAGCAUCUUAGCAAUGGGAUUAGUGGACUACGAGAACUUAUGGGCUGCGACGACAAGGUCAUGUAUCUCAUCUCCGAGAUCGCCUGUUUGGAAGCCUUGAAGAAUGAUGGAAUGCUUUCGGAUAUUGACCUUUGCGAUCACGUCAAGUCUCUUGCCCACCAGAUCGACCUUACCGAGUCGUCUCUUGACCAGCCAAUGCCAACAUCGCCCAUCAUCACGGCGAAUGGCCAGAUCGAUACUAGACAGCUAACCAAUGCCACCACUGACGCGUUCCGCUUCGCCGCCCGCAUCUAUCUUUGUUCGCUCGUGCCCGGCUUUGAUCGCCACCAGCCCCAGGUUAUGGAGCUCUUGAACAAGCUCACACAUUGCCUUGAAUCGAUUCCCGCAGGGCCCGACGGGUUUGACCGUUCGCUCGUCUGGGUGUACCUUAUUGGUGGCUCCGUUGCCACCCCGGGCUCGCUCUUUAUGAGAUUUUUCAAGAGUAGAUGUUCGGCAUUGGGAGAAGCCGGGGCUUGUGGAAGUUUUGGACGCAUGGCCAGGAUUUUGGAGAUCCUUUGGGGAAGGAGGGAGAGCGGAUGGGAAGGUGGAUGGCGUGACGUGAUGGAGGCCAACUCGUGGGAUUUCCUCCUGAUCUGAGUUUCUUGUCUCUAUUUACUAUAUCUUUUCUCAUUUGUCAUUUUCUUUUGUCACGGCUGGGUCACGGGGUUCAAUUGUAUGUAUCUAGCAUUUUGGCGUUUUUGUUUCUUUUCCACCUCUUUUGUUUUCGAUUGCGCCGCAUUUCUCAUUCGUUGGGGUUUGAGCCUGCUUUUUAUUUGCUUGUGCUUUUCCUGGGAAUACCGGCGUUUGUCAUUUUUACCACGAUGUUUAUGAUGAACUGGGCCAGAUCAAAGCGGCAGUUCUUCGCUUUUCCUUUUUUUAAUGGGCCAGGCAACAUUUUCAUUGCGCUGGGCGCCACAUAUGACUUUCUUUUUUUUUUUUUUCUGGGGGAAACAUGGGAGUUGCUUCUUUGACAUCAUUGUAACUUUUUAUAUUCUUUAGUAUAUUUAUUCUUUUGUUUUCCUCCAGAGAUUCAUCUUCGUCUUCAGCUUCAUACAUCGUACGGUAUAAGGUUUGAUUUUGUUAUUUUUGCAAAGGGCAGAUUUCCUUUCGUUUUGGCUGGCGGUUGUUUUUUUACUAUCGCUUUUUCCUCUCUCCCUGGGUCUUGGGUGGUUCGUUAAGACGGCGUCGCUCGCUUGCUGUUUUGUAGACGGUUUUGGGUUGCUUGGGAAAUGUACUGUACAGUACUUGUGUGGAUUGUAGUCUAGAUAUGAUAUGAGCAUGAUAUGAUACCCCUCC
Molecule: messenger RNA, 2904 nt
Organism: Tuber melanosporum (Perigord truffle)
Lineage: Eukaryota; Fungi; Ascomycota; Pezizomycetes; Pezizales; Tuberaceae
Exons: 4
Coding region: 325-2205 (626 amino acids)
Biological process (GO): positive regulation of transcription by RNA polymerase II
Cellular component (GO): nucleus
Molecular function (GO): zinc ion binding; DNA-binding transcription factor activity, RNA polymerase II-specific; transcription cis-regulatory region binding
Source: RefSeq, a predicted model, not a curated record